Felis catus (domestic cat) is the source of this 1675-nucleotide messenger RNA. RefSeq names its product coiled-coil domain containing 188 (gene CCDC188). The record is from RefSeq and is a predicted model, not a curated record. Bases 115 to 1380 code for a protein of 421 amino acids. The transcript has 10 exons. Lineage: Eukaryota; Metazoa; Chordata; Mammalia; Carnivora; Felidae.
UGUGACAGGCACCCUUGAGGAAGACCUGUGAGCCAUGACACCUAGAGGGCCCUCAAUAAGAGGGUGGCACGUCAGGCCAGGCUAGAGCCUGGACCUGGGGUUUUAGAAGGGGUUAUGGAGGGGCCAAAAACCCUGGGUCCCUGUGGCCACUCCCACCCCCAAUGCCCCCAACCAUCAGCUUCGAGCAGCCAUGCAGGAUGCCUGGAUCCACCCUGCCAGGGGUUUGUAAGAUGGCCCUGCCUGGUACCUCUCAGCUCCACUCUCUCAAUAGAGUCGGCCAGACCUUUCCCACCUCCGGGGGUAGGAGGCGGGGGGCCCAGGGUAGGGGCUGAGGUACCUGGGAGCUUUAUGGCAAAUGAAGAGGGAGAGAUGCAGCGACAGAGACCGAGAGACCCAACGGGGACAAAACGAGGGCAAGAGGAGGCAAGGCUGGGGUGGGGCUGGCCCCUGCACUCAGGACGAGAGCAAGGGGCCCCCAGGCCAGGGGGAUCCCCCAGCUCAGGGCCCAGACCCGGCCCUUGCCCACCCCUGCCAACAGGGGCAGGAACCCCGGCUUCACCCAGGGCAGCCCCCUCCCAGCUCCAGAACGUGCCCCUGGGUCCUGCAGAGCAGUCCUUCUUCCAGCUGGAGCAGGAAAACCAGAAUCUGAAAAGACAGAACCAGGAUCUGCGAGAGCAGCUGGGGGCCCUCCUGGGGCCAGGGCAGCAGUUUCUGCCCCUAUGCCCGGAGCACUCGAGCUGCACGACCCUGGCCUGGCAGUCUGUGACCACAGAUGCUGCCCAUGGCCUUGGGGCUGACCCAAGGGCUCUUCCACAGACCCCUGAGCAGACCAGUUCCCAGCCCCUGGAGGACAGGGCACCCUUGCAGCUGCUGCGGCAGGAGCUGUGCCGGGGGGAAGAGUCCUUCGUGCAGCAGUCUCAGAAUGAACUGCAGCAGAUCCGACUGUCCUUUGAGAGGAAGAAGAUGGCCAUUACCGAGGUAUGGGAUGGCGUGGCCGAGGUACAUAUGGCCCUGAACAACCAGGCCACUGGGCUCCUGAACCUUAAGAAGGACAUCCGGGGAGUACUAGACCAGAUGGAGGACAUUCAGCUGGAGAUUCUAGGUUCCACUACACCAGACCGAGAGGUGCUGCAGGCUGGGGUAGGGGACGUACAUGGCCCUGACUGUACAGCCCCCGUCCCCAGGGAGCGUGCCCAGUGCCGCACCCAGGCCAGGAAGGAGCAGCAGAUGGCAUGCAUAGCGAAGGCAAGGCCUCAGCUGGGAUGUUCCGAGGGCCUCAAAAGCCAGCUCUGGGUCCCUGUCCAGCCCAGCCUCCUGGCACUGCCCCAAGGCUCGGAGGACAGGGGGACCACGUUGGUGGACAGAGCCAUGGAGGGGUGACGCAGAUCCAUGGGAGCCUCAUACCUGGCAGCCAAAGACCCAUCGGCCAGCCCCCACCUUCCAGGAUUCCAACUCAGCUUAAGUCAGUGGAAACACCCAUGAGGAAUGCCCACACCUUUGGCCAACACCUCUCCCAGAGCCUGACCCACUCUGCCCCCUGCCCCUGGAGCCCCCGCAUUGCAGCAACAGCCCUGGCCUUGCUGAAGGAAAGGAUCAAAAUGACUCUUUUUCUUUUUUUAAUAAAAUUAUAGAUAUAUAGAUGUAGAUAUAAAAACAUAAAACAGACACAACGCAA